Microplitis demolitor is the source of this 1482-nucleotide messenger RNA. RefSeq lists its product as uncharacterized. The transcript has 3 exons. Lineage: Eukaryota; Metazoa; Arthropoda; Insecta; Hymenoptera; Braconidae. The record is from RefSeq and is a predicted model, not a curated record. The coding region runs from base 895 to 1338 and encodes 147 amino acids.
UACAACUCUUUUACCUUUUACUAAUACACGUGUGACAGUACAAACGCGAAAAGUGCACGUGUGCUAUCAAUAGGCCAUUUGUUUAACUCUUAAUGCGUUAGAUUUUACAAAUUGAUAACAAAUGUCCACAUAAACCUACAUCACAUAUUUAUAUAUACAUAAAUAUACAUAUACAUCUACAUUUGUUUAUCAUUACGUCAGCCAAUAUAUUUUUUAGCUCGCCAUCAAUAGCUCGUGGCGCCAUCGCGAACACGUGUUCAUUUUUAUGCGCAUGCGCCACUUAAAUUGAUCGCGGGAAUCACACGUUUGUAUUUUUUUUCGAUAUUCAAUUGCAGAAAAGUGUCAGCAUUCAUAAAAUUAUUUGUGUAAUCAUUUUUUAAAAAUUGUUAAGAAAAAAAAAACGCUGAUUAGCAUAAAUUUGAUUGCAAAAAUUAUCGAGUAGUUGCUAAAUAAAAAUUUUAAUUGAGCAACAUUAUUAAGAAUUCCACAAGUAAUAAACAAUAAAUUUAUUUUGAAAUUAAUAAUUAAAUAAUUGAUUUUAAAUAAUAUGUUUAUUGGCAAUAGAUCUCUCAGCACAACUUUUACGAUUGUGCAUUAGCUCGGUAACCUUGACAUUUCGUGCGACGCGUGCUCACGUUUAUUUUAGAAAGGAUAUACCAUACACCAGUAGAGCAAAAAGUUAAAAGAACGGUACUUGAACAGAUAAAUUGAGCUUACUCUUGUAUAGAUCAGUAUUGAGACCGGUAACUUUGAUCUGCACGCCCUUUUGAACUUUAAACUCCGACCAAGGAAAUUAUUGAUUUCGAUCCUUAUUACAUACAUCACUUUUAAUAUAUAUCUUCAUUUAAAACACGUUCAUAAAUUUCAUUGGAUUGAUUUUAAAUUUUCAAAUUAAUGAAUAAAUUUAAAAUAUUUAAAUUUAAUAAUUAUUUUUUGAGUGACGCGAAAAAACCACUUGCAUCUGAGGUUUUAACGAGCUACCUUUUGCAAACACAAGAACCGCCUUGGACAUCGUACUUCGUGAAGUACAGGGACAUAAAAAAUGACCAACGAGGCAUGUCACAUUUCAAUUGGGCUGUCGGUAAUUCAAACUACCACGUGCUACGCACUGGAUGUUUUCCUUACAUCAAGUACCACUGUACGAAACGCCCGAAACAGGACCUCACACUUGAUGACAGAUUCUUCAAGGCUAUCAAGAUAAUAAACCUUGGAAUUCCUACUCUGCUUUAUGGACUCGCUGCUAUCUAUUUAAUACGGCAUCAAGAGCCUGUCAAGACUUCGCGAGGUCAAGUCUUUAUAUAUUUUUUACUUCCCGAAGACAAGGGAUCAAGAUAUUGAAAUACUGAGACUGAAUUAUUUAAAACCAACUUUAAAUUUCUUGACUAAUUGAAUGUUAUUUUUCAUCCUAAUCAAUUUCGUUAAAAUAUUCAAAAUAUGUUAUGCCACUGUAUUAAAUAAUAAUAUUUUUCGUGAUUAAAAAUA